This is a messenger RNA of Amoebophrya sp. A25, 2833 nucleotides long. The record is from the annotation of a GenBank genome assembly. Lineage: Eukaryota; Dinophyceae; Syndiniales; Amoebophryaceae.
CAAAAAGGACAGAGAAAAAAGAAGCUCUGAAAUGUUGAGACUUAGACUUGGCCGGGAAGGCAGGCUUUGGCGCCUCGCUUAAUGUUCUGGAUUUCUUGCGUUAUUUGAUUAUCGUAGUAUCUCUCUGGCAGUUUUGGUUUGUGGUUGAUUAAUUGCUUAAAGUGAUGGCUUAUUGGUGGGCCUUUUUGACCAUAGUCAUUUCUAUGCCUCAAAGAACAUGCCUUCUCGUCGUCUCUUUGGUGGUCACGUGCCAACUUGUGCUGCCUGCUCGGCAGCUUGCCUCAGUAGAGGGAAUCGCGAUCAUGGCGUGGUCUGCCAUGUGGUUCGGGUCGAGGCGUCCUUGGCCUUGGUAUCUCGGAUUCUUGCGGGACGCCGACGUGUGCCAUCUUUGUGCGCCGGAACACGAAGCCGAGUGCUUGAUGGUGGUGACUGCGCGACGCUAGUUGGCCGUGUCCUUGCUGGCUGACUUCUUGUGGGGUGCGGCUGGAUGUCCAUCGAGUUGUGUAUCGUGCGGUGUCUGGCGUCUGAUGGAGUUCUGCUUCCUUCGGACCUCGCGAGCAGGUCCUUCUUUGCAGGUCUUUGCGACUUCUUCUGGCAGCGGCUCCUUGUCUUGGAUUCUCAAACUGCUUGGCAGAUUCUGCUACAACUGUUACUUCUCCGCUCUUUCUGAGCUGGCAAAAUAAGCAAUGCCUACCGCGCGAGCAAGUUCCUUCUGUGGUGCCGGUGUUCUCCUCUGCUUGCAGUCGGUUGGGAUAUUGGUAGGAAUGCUGAGGACAUCAGCUUAUGGAGAGAGCGAGCAGGUGCGAGAGAUAGAGCGAUCCGAGCAACAAAAAUUUUUUAAAAUCAAAAAAGUGCAAUCACCCGAGCGAGUCCUCUCCAAUAAAGGCGUGACGCCUUGGAUGAGUGUCGUUUCUUACACUUAGCACAAGUCUGGUCUUGUGUUUAAGUGACUCAAACAAGCAUCAUUGUGACCCACUACCAAUGCAUACUAAUUAUAUCGUUCCUCUUGAUGAGUUAGCUGAUAUUUAUAAGCAUGAAGAUCUAGUACCUACCAUACUUCUCUCUUCUUCGUUUCUUUUAAUGUCUUCGGAAAAUAGGCACAGUUUACGCUUGUGCUUAGUAGUAGUUCUGUGACAUGACUUGACUAAAAGACCUAAAACAGACACGAGAUAAGCUGCCUUCUGCCGUUGGCCCUUUGCUUCUUGUUUUGUGUUUAUGUGUACUAAAGAUGUGACUUCUUGGAUGAAUGUCAUAACUUAGCACAAGUCUGGCCUUGUGUUUGCUCUUCUCUUCUUGUGUUUAAGUGACUCAAACAAGCAUCGCUGUGCCUCACUCCUAAUACUUAGCAUGAGUCUGACUUAAACGGAGCAUGAGUCUGACUUAAACGGAGAAAACUCCACUCCGAUUGUCACGGUCAAGGCUAUAACCUUGAUCGCCAUAUCGAAGCUUUUAUAGCCUUCUCUUUUCGUGAACUUUUAGGGUACAUUCGUGAAAAUUGAGUGUGGUGGCAGUAUGUAACCGAAGCGCUUCGUUGCCUAUUCGUAACUGCUGGAUAAGACACUGAGACACUGAGGCCUGCAGGGAGAACAGCGAAACAACGGCAGAGUUAUAUAGAAAGGCAACCAUCUCGGGCCCAGCACUUGCUUCUGACUAGAUCGCAAGGCAGUAGCUUUCCCUAGCUUGUUCUCCUGUACAGAGAAGGCGAAGAAGGGCGAACAAAUACAAGCGGAGCGGGCUCUUGUAUCUGAGAUUGUAGCUACCAUCUCGGCUACUCGGUCUAUCGACUUAUUUGAUUUUAGUUUAUACAUGUUCCAGGGGUGGAGCCUUAAGGACGCGAUCGCCCUCUACAGGGUCCUCCAGGAAACUAACGCAGAGAAGGCGCGGGCUCUUUGUAACUCUGAACUUAUCAGGGCGGGGCAAGCUCCUGGAUUUUUAAACCUUAAAAGUGUCAGAUCCGUGAGAAGGGCCGCCACCGUCGGCGAUGUUCUUUCCCUCGGGGCCAUCCGUUCGCCUCCUCUCUGUAAGUCUGACAUUAUCAGGGCUGAAAAGCCGCACGCUUUUGACGGCUAAGGACAUUGCACAGGCUUAACAAUAAUCUACCUACGAUCAAAUAACUCCUUCUGCUGCUCAUUAUUUUCCUGUUCGUUGUGUUAUAUUGUGACUUAUUUUUGCUGAAGCUGGUGCAGAAAAAUGGAGGAAGCAUGUGCAGGAAUGUGAAUGCAAGCAGGGGCUAGAUGAUUCGGAUCUGUUUAAACCUGUCUUAAGACUGAGAAGAUGUCUAGAACAGACUGGGUAUCUCAGUCUUGGGACAGCUGAAAUGUCUUAAGUAGACUGGGUACUAUCAGUAUCUUACGAUUGUCACAGACGGCGUCUAAGCCUAAAGUACUAAGACUUGAGCACGGAAGUUCGUUUCGAACUGUCCUUCCGUUUCGAACUGUCGUUGAGUGCUUGUUUCAAGUGGUGCUGGAAGAAGAAUCAUUCAAUUGAGUAGUUUUGUUUCUCAGUAGGUGGACUUGUAGAACAUCAACAACAACAACAACAACAUGCAACUAAUUAACUAUUCUAUACCGCGUCCGUGAGUGGGUACAUCUUCAUCUAUCUAGACUUAUCAGAUCCUCUUGUUUGUCACUGGUAUUAAAUAAUCACCGAAUGCGCAAGCAGAGCCCCCACUUCCUUCCUUUUGCAACCACUGUUCACAACUACUGAACAAAAUGAGAUGUGUCGGUCCUCACGUGCGGCUCAAGCACAGCUCGGUCUUCUAGUACUAAAGUAGUAGAUGAUCCUUUUUCGGCGUUUUCAUAGUCGUGAGCGCUCAGAUAGUCGUGAGGCGAGG